Molecule: messenger RNA, 3714 nt
Organism: Elephantulus edwardii (Cape elephant shrew)
Lineage: Eukaryota; Metazoa; Chordata; Mammalia; Macroscelidea; Macroscelididae
Gene: ZFPM1
Product: zinc finger protein, FOG family member 1
Exons: 15
Coding region: 1-3714 (1237 amino acids)
Biological process (GO): negative regulation of transcription by RNA polymerase II; erythrocyte differentiation; positive regulation of transcription by RNA polymerase II
Cellular component (GO): nucleus
Molecular function (GO): RNA polymerase II-specific DNA-binding transcription factor binding
Source: RefSeq, a predicted model, not a curated record
AUGGCCAGGCGGGGGAAGUGGAAUGCUGACGCCCAUUUGGGACAACAGGAACCCCGAAUGCCCCAGUGGGGUAAAGCCUACCAGCUCCCCGCACCCCCGACCACCACCAGCCUAGUCUGCAGGAACCACGCUGCAUCCUUGGCCACUUACAGCCUGCGGCCUCCCACGAGCCGGGGACCAGACAGCUGGCUCCAGGCAGGAGAUAACCGCUGUGGUUCUCUUGUUCAGACUAGAGUGUGGGACCCGCGGCAGCUGAGAAAGGCAGUGGACAUGGAGGCCGGAGAAGAGGCUCCGGCCAUGGACACAGGCCUCGCAGAAAGGGAGUCAGCCCCUGCAGCUGAGGCCGCAGCACAGCCCGAGCUCCUGGCACAGCCCGAGGCCCCGAGCCCUUCUGGAGGAGGCUGCAGUGAGCUGGGGCCGGAGCGCACCCCACAGCUCCCCGGAGCAGCCUGCAGCCCUGGCCAGCAGGUCAGAUGGCCGCUGCAUGGGCCUGGCCUCUGGCUGUGGUUCACCCACUGUGCCUUUCUCAUGCCCGCCCACAUCGCCUGGGCUCUGGCGAAUGUAGGCCUCGGGGAGCCGCACUGCCCGCCCACAGCCACGCCUCUGAUGGUUCGACUCCACCAGCGGCCUGAGGAGGAGGCUGAGCAGGACAGGCCAGGCGGUGCCGUCCCAUCACCUGCCAUGGCCGCCCCCUGGAAGCACAGUGGCAGCCGGGGUGGGCGGACAGGGCUGCCAAAGGGCAGUGGCUCCUGGCGGAUGGACUCUGCCCGGAGCCCAGGCCUCGUAUCUGAUGGGGAGCGGGGCUCCCUGGCGGGCGAGGCCGAGAGCGAGCUGGGAAAGGUGGCCAACGCUGUACCUGGCACAGACACGGAGUCACCCCCUCCACCACCACCACCACAGCCAUCGCCCUCACCCCCAGGAGGCCCUGAGGAGAGUGGGGGACAGGAGCUGGACACGCAGCCAGAGGAGGACGUGGGGACGAGCAGUGCCUGGAGCGGGCCAGACGAGCUGGAGCUGGUUCUACAGGAGGACGGGCAGCGGUGCCUGCGGGCCCGGAGUGCCCUGGCUGAGGGCUUUGCCUGGGGCCCCUUCCAAGGCAGCAUCCAGAGUGGACCCUCAUCCCCCAGGCAGGAGCAUCUGAGCCCACCCUUGACCCUGCAGCUGGACGACGAGGCUUGCUGGCUGAAGAUGCUGCCUCAGGCCACCACUGAAGCCGAAGCCAACUUGCUCAUCUACAAGAAGGAUGACGCCCUCUGGUGCAGGACCACCAAGCCUGUGCCGCCAGGUGGGCUUCUACGAGGACGCCUUGAGCCCAAGCCCCACCGGGCCCCCAGCCCGCCCAGGAAGAGGGAGCCAGGAGAAGUGGAGGGCCAGGCACCCGCAAACUCGGACAUCCAGCUACUGCCCCAGCAGGCUGGCAUGGCGUCCAUCCUGGCCACAGCGGUCAUCAACAAGGACAUCUUCCCCUGCAAGGACUGCGGUAUCUGGUACCGAAGCGAGCGCAACCUGCAGGCCCACCUGCUGUACUACUGCGCCAGCCGUCAGGGCGCAGGCUCCCCUGCCCCCGAGGAGAAGGCCAAGGAGACCUACCCCAACGAGCGCGUCUGCCCCUUCCCGCAGUGCCGCAAGAGCUGCCCCAGCGCCAGCUCCCUGGAGAUCCACAUGCGUAGCCAUAGCGGAGAGCGUCCCUUUGUGUGUCUGAUCUGCCUGUCCGCCUUCACCACCAAAGCCAACUGCGAGCGCCACUUGAAGGUGCACACAGACACCUUGAGCGGUGUGUGUCACAGCUGCGGCUUCAUCUCCACCACAAGGGACAUCCUCUACAGCCACCUGGUGACCAGUCACAUGAUCUGCCAGCCCGGGUCGAAGGGUGAGCUGUACGCGCCAUCUGCGGGGUACCCGGCCGCCAAGCCCCCUGCGGACAGUCUGGUCGGCUUCCCUCAGCACACGGCCUUGCACGGCGCCUUGGCCUCCACAGACCUGGCGCCCAUCCCAUCACCGGGCCUGGAGAGGAAGGCCCCUGCCGAAACCACAAAUGGAGAGGCCUGGGCAGCCUCCCAAAACGGGAACGAGGCCCCUCCCGUCCACCGGAGCAUCAAGGUGGAAGCAGAAGAGGAGCCUGAGGCUGCGCAGUCAAGCCCUGCGCCGGGGGCACCCUCACGCACACCGUCCCCAAGCAGCCCCCCAGCAGUGCGAGUCAAGACAGAGCGCUCCAGCCCCUCACCUGCCUGCAGCCCUGCCCCCGGAGAGCUGGGCGUGCCGGCUGGGCCCCUCUUUCUGCCACAGUUUGUUUUUGGCCCAGACACAGUCCCACAGGCCUCGGAGAUCCUGGCCAAGAUGUCCGAGCUGGUGCACAGCCGGCUCAAGCAGGGCCAGGGCACACCGGGACUCUUCACCGGGGCACCAGCCCCCAAAGGUGCCACGUGCUUCGAGUGCGAGAUCACCUUCAACAACGUCAACAACUACUACGUGCACAAGCGCCUCUACUGCUCGGGCCGCCACCUAACGGAGGAUGCGCCCGCAGCGCGCAGGCCCAAAGGACCCCCAGCUGCGCCAGCACCUGGUCCCACGCCCCCCGAGGUUUUGCAGUCCCCACCGCCGCCAACACCUGAAGGCGAUGCUGGCCGCUCACCGCAGAGCCCCGAGGCACGGGAGGCCGAGGCAGGCGCAGCCGGGGCCAGGGCGCACGCAGCGACCCCAGAGGCCGAAGCAGCCAGCCGGGGCAGUGAGGGCAGCCAGAGCCCCGGCAGCUCGGUGGAUGACGCAGAGGACGACCCCAGCAGGACGCUGUGCGAGGCCUGCAAUAUCCGCUUUAGUCGCCACGAGACCUACACGGUGCACAAGCGCUACUACUGCGCUUCCCGCCACGAUCCACCACCACGCAGGCCAGGACCUGGCGCGCCCCCGCCCAUGCGCACGCGGAGACGCCGCAAACUCUACGAGCUGCACGCACCCGGCGCCCCAGCCCCAACAACACCCGGCCCUGCCCACCCUGUACCCGCCGAGCCCCCCACAUCGCCCCGCCCUGGCAGCGGGAGUGGCCGCGCUCCCUCGCCGGUAGCCGCUGCCGAGGGCCCCAUCGACUUGAGUAAGAAGCCGAGGCGCCAGGGCCCUGAGGGGCCGGCCGGGCCACCACCGUUGGCCGACUACCACGAGUGCACGGCGUGUCGUGUGAGCUUCCACAGCCUCGAGGCCUACCUGGCACACAAGAAGUUCUCGUGCCCCGCCGUGCAGCUCCGCGCUGCUGUCGUGUGCCCCUACUGCCCCCCUAACGGCCUGGUGCGUGGAGACCUGGUCCAGCACUUGCGGCGCGCACAUGGGCUGCUGCUUGGCAGGGCCCCGGUCGGCGGCCCCGGGGCGCCUGAGGCCCAGACACCACCCACCUCCCCAGCGCUGCACGGCUCCCGCGAGAGCCUCAAUGGUCAGGAGCCAGCAGCCAGCAGCCCUCAGCCAGGCCCGCCUACACCUCCAACCGCAGCCCCAGACCACAGCCUCUCCCCAGUGCCUGACCCCCUGCUGCUGCCUCCGCUGACGCCCCCUGCACACUCGGACAAGGGUGUGCAGACACCCAGCAAAGGGCCUCCUGCGCCAGUGGUGUCCAGCGGCAACCACAGGUACUGCCGCCUGUGCAACAUCAAGUUCAGCAGCUUGUCCACCUUCAUCGCCCACAAGAAGUAUUACUGUUCCUCGCAUGCAGCGGAGCACGUGAAGUGA